AUGGCUUGCUUAUUCGGUGGAUCCCCGACCGCGUCUGGCGAUGACGUUCCGGAGGCAGUUUUGAAGCUUCCAAAUGGCAAAGAGCAUCGCAUCAAGGUUCUGAAGCCUACGCUGGGCGAAGAGCUGUUCCUAGACAUUCGGGACCUCCACCGGUCAACAGGCUACUUCGUGUACGAUCCUGGUUUUACAUGCACGGGGUCGUGCAUGUCGGCCAUAACUUUCAUCGACGGUCCUAAGGGAGUUUGCCUUUACCGCGGCUAUCCAGUGCCGGACCUCGUCGACUCUGCCCAGGCAUUGGAGGUUGCUUACCUGCUCCUCGUCGGCGAGAAGCCCGAUGCAGAGCAGUACCUGCAGUUUCAGAAGGAGAUCAAGCAGCACAUGCUGGUGCACGAAAAGGUGAAAGCAAUGUUUACAAACUUCACCAUCAAUGCACAUCCAAUGGCCAUCAUGGUUGCCGUCAUCGGUGCGUUGAGCUCUGUCUUCAGCGAGCUCGACCCAUCCAACGAGAUACACCGCUGGUUGGCCAGUACACGCCUCAUUGCCAAGGUGCCUGUUUUGGCGUGCAUGGCCUACAAGACUUCCAUUGGUCAGCCCUUUAUGUACCCGAGGGCCGACUUGUCCUUUGCAGAGAACUUCCUGUACAUGAUGUUUGCCACACCUAUGGAGGAGUACAGGGUGAACCCGGUAUCUGCAAAGGCAAUCAAUGCCUUCAUGAUCCUGCACAUGGACCAUGAACAGAAUGCCUCCACUUCCACGGUACGCAUUGCAGGGAGUUCACAGGCCAAUCCUUAUGCCUGCAUCGCUGCAGGCGUAGCUUCCCUCUGGGGCCCAGCCCAUGGUGGCGCCAACGAGGCAGUCAUCAACAUGCUGGAGCAGAUAGGAAGCAAAGACAACGUAGCUCAAUUCGUGGCUGAUGUGAAGGCCAAGAAGGAAGGUGUGCGGCUGAUGGGUUUCGGCCAUCGGGUCUACAAAAACUAUGACCCCAGAGCACGCGUAAUGAAGACGUUGGUCGCCGAGGUGCUCAAAGAGCUUGGCGUGGAGGAUCCGCUUUUGGGAAUCGCCCAGGAGCUGGAAAAGGUGGCCCUGAGUGAUAGCUACUUCAUAGAUCGGAAGCUCUACCCCAAUGUGGACUACUACUCAGGGAUUAUGCUGCGAGCAAUUGGCAUCCCGACCAGCAUGUUCACGGUGAUGUUUGCCAUGUCCAGGACGGUCGGAUGGGUUUCGCAGUGGAACGAGAUGGUUUCGGAGAAGCAGAUGCGCAUUGGCCGUCCAAGGCAGCUCUACGUGGGGUCGGGUGAGCGGAAAGAGCCUUGGAAGGCGGCGCAGGAUCUUGACUCCUCCACGGCAAAGGAAGUGAUCAUCGACAGUUCCUCGCAAGGUCCCAUCCGCUUCAAGCCUCGGAAGUCUUCCUCAUUCAGGAUGGAGCUGCCCGACCAUUUGGCAGUGGUUUUCCUUCCAGACUGCACCCGAUCCGCAGAUGCAACUGGUGCAUGCGCAUCUGCCCGUGUAGACAGGAAGACUGUUGAGGCUGUCAAGCCAGAAGGCGGUUUUCACGGCAUGCCUGCCUCACCCGAACCGACAACGGCUUGCGGUGAUCCCAGCAGUGAGGACGAGGCUCUUGCAGAGGCGUUCUGGAACAGUUGCAAGCAAGUGGCGUCAUCAGCUGGACCGGUACCUGCUGCGACGAGUCUGUCGAGCCGGACGGCCAGGGCCAGGGUUCCACGGCGAGCAGCCCCGGCGGGACUGUCCAUGGCACCCAGGUCUCGUGGUCUGCACUUCAGUUCUUAG
Symbiodinium sp. CCMP2592 is the source of this 1788-nucleotide messenger RNA. Lineage: Eukaryota; Dinophyceae; Suessiales; Symbiodiniaceae. The record is from the annotation of a GenBank genome assembly.